This is a messenger RNA of Fusarium graminearum PH-1, 625 nucleotides long. Its product is annotated as mitosis protein dim1. The transcript has 2 exons. Gene Ontology annotation, biological process: mRNA splicing, via spliceosome. NCBI's taxonomy places the organism in Eukaryota, Fungi, Ascomycota, Sordariomycetes, Hypocreales, Nectriaceae. The coding region runs from base 81 to 512 and encodes 143 amino acids. The record is from RefSeq and is a predicted model, not a curated record. Gene Ontology annotation, cellular component: U4/U6 x U5 tri-snRNP complex; U5 snRNP; spliceosomal complex.
ACGAGCUCUUCUCAAAUCUACAAACCUCAGCAAACGGCUACUAUCAUACGUACUCGAAAGCUCUUUGAAACAUAGAAAAAAUGGGUUCCGUUGUUCUUCCCCAUCUCAACACCGGCUGGCACGUCGACCAAGCCAUCCUCUCAGAGGAAGACCGUCUCGUCGUCAUUCGCUUCGGCCGUGACUGGGAUCCAGACUGCAUGCGCCAAGAUGAAGUCCUUUACAAGAUCGCCGACAAGGUCCGCAACUUCGCCGUUAUAUACCUCUGCGACAUCGACCAGGUCCCCGACUUCAACCAGAUGUACGAACUCUACGACCCGUGCUCCCUCAUGUUCUUCUUCCGAAACAAGCACAUGAUGAUUGAUCUGGGUACCGGUGACAACAACAAGAUCAAGUGGGUUCUUGAGGACAAGCAGGAGCUCAUUGACAUUUUCGAGACGGUGUACCGAGGUGCCAAGAAGGGACGUGGUCUGGUCGUCAGUCCCAAGGACUACUCCACUCGACACAGGUAUUAGCUACGAGCCGGAAACCUUUUGGACUUUUGGGCGCGGAUUCGGAGUUGGACUUGUUUGUUUUAUUGAGGGGUUGCUAAUCAUGACUUUUGUCACAACAACGGAGGGUAGGAAAG